Messenger RNA from Pieris brassicae (large cabbage white), 1924 nucleotides. RefSeq names its product RNA-binding protein MEX3B. The record is from RefSeq and is a predicted model, not a curated record. Lineage: Eukaryota; Metazoa; Arthropoda; Insecta; Lepidoptera; Pieridae. Gene Ontology annotation, molecular function: RNA binding. The transcript has 2 exons. The coding region runs from base 157 to 1278 and encodes 373 amino acids.
GCCGGCGAUUCAGUCUGCCGACGCGACCCGACCUAAGUGCACGUACAUUACGCUACAAAACGCGGCACCCCACACGAUCGAACGUGCUUUUUUUACCCAGUGACAGAUACGAGAGGGCGACCUCUCUCAACCGACAAGAUUGCUUCACAAGUGGAAAUGCCGUCAAGCCUCUUCGGAGAGCUCGGAGGUGGGCUGGUGGAAGACCAGCGAGCGUUCCAGCUCGCGCUCGAGCUGAGCAUGCUUAACUUUGGCGAGAGUCUGCCCUCCUCAAACCCGCUCGCCAGUCCUCUGGGAUUCGCACCGCCCCCGGACGACCGCACCAAGAAAUCACAGAAUAUGACCGAAUGCGUGCCAGUACCAUCUUCAGAACACGUCGCCGAAAUUGUUGGUAGACAAGGAUGCAAAAUCAAAGCUCUUCGGGCGAAGACUAAUACCUACAUAAAGACACCGGUGCGCGGCGAGGAGCCUGUGUUUGUGGUAACAGGCCGCAAGGAAGAUGUGGCACGCGCCAAACGUGAGAUCCUCUCCGCCGCCGAGCACUUUUCCCAGAUCCGCGCCUCGCGCAAGUGCGGCGCAGCACCCCCGCCACCCGCUGGCGCCCCUGGACACGUCACCGCGCAGGUGCGCGUGCCCUACCGCGUCGUGGGGCUCGUUGUAGGACCCAAGGGCGCUACUAUCAAGCGCAUUCAGCACACAACACACACUUACAUAGUGACACCCUCGCGUGAGCGCGAGCCUGUCUUCGAGGUGACUGGACUGCCAGAGAGCGUCGAAGCAGCCCGCAAAGAGAUCGAAGCACAUAUUGCUCUACGCACUGGUGCCGCUGGAGGAGCCGCAACCGGCACUGGAGUUUCAGGCGGGGAAGGUGAGCCACUGGCCCAGUUGUACCGCGCUGGACUGGCCUCGUUACUUCGUCCCGAACAAGAAGCCGCAUUUUCCUCCGCAGGGUCGUGCUCGUCGGGUGGCUCCUCGGGCAGAUUGGGCGACCUUCUAGGCAUUUGGUCAUCGACGGAACGCGACGAGGGUCUGGGCGAGUCGCCAUCGUUCGAGUCACCGAGCGCGGGCAGCGUGUGGGCCUGGGGCCCCCCGAGGCCGUCUCCCGCAGCGUCUCCAGCUCGCGCGUGCGCCGUGUGUGGCGAGCGCGGUGUGGCGGCAGCGCUGGUGCCGUGCGGCCAUAACCUGUUCUGUCUGGAGUGCGCGCAACGACUCGCGGCGACGGCUGCGCCCUGCCCCGCCUGCGCUGCGCCUGCGCAUCAAGCCAUUCGCAUACUCUCAUAAAUAUUUGCGGCUAGCCGCGUUCCCCUCGAGGGGCUCGAUUUUUUUACUUAAAUCGUUACGAAAAUAAUAAAAAAAAUCGCGUAAUCGAAAUCCUGGUGCCAAAAGUCGGCGCCUCGCCGGCACGGCCCGUCCGCCGCGCCGAACCUAUCGUAAGUCGGCAGAGUUACUCACGAUAUAUUUUCUUAUUAUGAACGUUUUUUAUUAUGGCGUCGAGCGUCCGCCGCGCUCGUCGCCGCAGAGAGUCGAGGUACGUUACGAUAGAAUUUCGAAAAAAAUGCAUAAAAUUUAAAAAAAGUUGUAUAAUUAUUAUUAUUAUUGAUAGCAUAAAUGAGAAAUCGAAAAUUUAUAAAGCUUACCUAACGUAGUAGCGUAAAAUAUUAAGAUAUCGUAAUAUAAUAAUUAUGAAAGCGAGGGACGGGCGGCGUGGGGAGCGCGCCGCGCGGAGCGGCCUUAGCCAAUGUGUUGUUGAUAGGUAAUGAUUGCAGGGCGUGUUGUUGUGUCGGUAGAUAGUAAGGUAGUGUAAUGGCCGCCCGGGGCAGGCGCCGACCCGCUCGGGGUGCGCUUGGCCCGCUCGGGCCCCGCGUCGCCCGCUACGCUCCCCCGCGACCCAUGCUCAUUAUUUUGACUAUACGAUUAUUCGCUUAAA